CUGUCUUAUUUGAAUAACAUUAUUAAAAGUAGUAAAUAAAGCUAUUCUCCUAUCGUGUUCUUACAAGUCCAUGUUAUAAAGCUUAAUUUGUUGGUUAGUGUUAAAAUUUUUAGCAAAUUUAUCCUUAAUAAAUAGAAUUACGAAAUAGUCGUACAGUAUAAACACGUAUGGUAGAAGUACGUUUUUGAAUUAUCAGUGACUUUAACUAUUCUGUUUUCCAUCCAGUGGCAUCUCGAGCCUCUAAAAAUGAAACUUUUAUUUUUAUAAAAUUCAUAACUUAUAAUUGAGUUUGUGUUGCAAGAUAUCAAAUUAAAAGAAACUUAGUGGAAGACAAUGAUUUUAGGGAAAAUCUCCUGUUAAAAAACUCGUCACAAUACUUAUCAAUACGAGAAGCACAUCGGAAGUCCGUAAAAGAUGGUCAUUUCUGCUAGAUACUUACUACAGGAUGUUAUAUUUAGCGAUGAAAAACGUGAUGGAAACACGUAAAUAUGGAUGCUAAAAACUAUUUGAAACCUCCCUGUAGUUUUCAAUAAUAGGAUCUAACUGUUUAAGGAAACUAUUUCUGGAUCUAACAAGUUGAUCGAAAAAUUGUUGAAGAAUAUUUCAUAUGAAAAUUAUAUCGAGUUUCAUGAAAAUAUUAUUAUUAUAAGUGAUCGCGUAUUACAUAAAUUUAAAGUUAUUAAUAUUUUAUGAACAGUGUUUAUUCAAACACAUAGAAAUCCCUAGUUCCGCUGCUGUUUAUAUGGGUAUUAUAUAAAGAUUGAUUGUUUGUUAUUCAGAAAUAGCUCUAGAAUUUGUAAAAUAUUGUUAUAGAAACCUGAAAAUUGUUUUCGUAAUUUCUUAAUGCUGAAAAUUAAAUACAAGGAAAAAUUAUUCACCAAAUUUGUAUUUAUUUCUUAUUCUAAAGUAGGCAUGGAAAACAUUACCAUAGAUUUUCUUGAAAGAAAUUCUACUAAUAAUAAUACAACCGAAUACUAUAUUAACGAACAUCUAAAAAAUGCUCGAAAUAUUCUUCCAAUAUUUACUGUGAUAAUCACAAUGAUUGCUAUUGGAGCGGAUGUUUCUUGGAAUCAGAUUUAUACAGGGAUUAGGAAACCUAUUGGACCUGCCAUUGGACUCUUUUGUCAAUUUAUUAUAAUGCCAUUAAUUGGAUUUCUUUAUAAUAUUAUAUUUCAAUUUGAAUCAAGUGUUGCGGCUGGUUUGCUUAUUAUAUCCUGUUGUCCCGGAGGAACAGUUUCCAAUAUGUUUACAUAUUAUUUGGAUGGUGACGUCUCACUUAGGGCCCUCCUCCUUCUGCGCACCCGUUGCACCUACCUAUUUACGGCACUGUUUUAUAUUUGCAUUCCACAUUAA
Messenger RNA from Centruroides sculpturatus (bark scorpion), 1353 nucleotides. RefSeq names its product solute carrier family 10 member 6-like. Bases 844 to 1353 code for a protein of 169 amino acids. The record is from RefSeq and is a predicted model, not a curated record. Gene Ontology annotation, molecular function: bile acid:sodium symporter activity. The transcript is spliced from 3 exons. Gene Ontology annotation, biological process: bile acid and bile salt transport. NCBI's taxonomy places the organism in Eukaryota, Metazoa, Arthropoda, Arachnida, Scorpiones, Buthidae. Gene Ontology annotation, cellular component: membrane.